AUGAGUAACACGGAAGAUGGAAAAGAUGAGGAAAUUGAACAAUUGGAAAAUAAGAUUGAUUGGGAAUCAUUGCUGAAUGUAGCAAAUGAUCCAGAUUUUAACGAAUUACUUCAAUCACCGAUCGAUGAUGCAAUCAAUAUUCUAAAAACAGGGCGAGAAAUUCAGAAAUUGUCAAUAAUUCGAACAUUGAACGAUUUAUUAGAAACUGAUGGAGAUCAAGUGGUCGAGAAGGUUAUGCCAGCCAUUCAGGUUGUACCAUUGACUAUUUCACAAGCUGAAACAUCACAACGAGCACAGCGACGUGUAUUAGCAACAAAAUUAGUCGAUAAAUUGUGCAGAAAUUUAGAUUCUUUUGAUAUUCGACGUGAUAUUAUACCUUGUGUACAAAUGCUUUGUAAUGAUCCAAAUUCAAAUGUGCGAAGCUCUAUGGCUCAACAUCUGGCGGUUGUCGCCGAAUCAUUAAGAAAUCCAAGUGAUUGUGGUUCAGCAUUAGUACCGUGUUUGGUGCAGUUGUGCAAAGACACUGAAAUUGGAACACGUGAGGCGGCAUUGAACACCAUUGCGCUCUGUAUACCAUUCCUAUCAAAAGAACAACGCAAAUGUUCGAUUAUUCCACUUUUGAAACGUUCCACCGAGCAAGCAAUAAGCACUCAAGAUGAAACACUCAAUGUGAUAGCUAAAAAUCUUGGCCAAUGGAUAGAUUUACUACAGAAUGAAUUGACAAUACGAGACUAUAAGUGGUUCUUGGAUAUCUAUGUUCAAAUUGCUAACCUACCAGAAUGUCUUCCAUCCAGUGAUAAUGAUAUUAGCGCUCGAUCGAAUAUUCAAACAUCUGUGAGACGCAUGUGUGCUUAUAAUUUCCCUUGUAUGGUAUUGAAAUAUGGUGCAGAUUUCUUCAAGGAUCGUUUGUUACCAAUUUUGGAAGGUUUUUGCUGUGAUCCAGACGAUGAUAUUCGAUGUGCAACAGCUGCAGGAUUUCAUGAGGUUGUAAAAUUGAUGCCAAAUGAACCAUCUCUUCUACCACCAUUUUUCGAGUUAAUUCGUGGAAGUCCUGCCGAAGUUGUUGGGCAUUUGAUGGGUAGCCUUGAUCGAAUUCUUCCCUCACUUUACAAAUGUGUUUCUGAGCAAAAUAAUUGUCAAAUUAGCAGAUUGCAGUUGGAUCAUAUUGUCAUAGGAUGUAAUCGAUUAAUACGUAGAACAAGUUCUUGGAGGGCGCAAUAUUCCUAUCUACAAAAUAUCGCUGUACUGCGACAUUUGAUCCCUGUUAAGGAUCUCUUUAUCUCCUUUGUUCCAAUGCUUAAGCAAGAAGUUCUAACGACGCGUGCAAUUCCAUGUCGUGUUGCUGCUUCGAUUACACUUCUCUUAUUCAUGCGAGAAAAUCCAAAUGAAAUUGAUCGCCAAUCUAUCAUUGAUUUUUUUAUUCACUCAGUCGCAAAUCAUCAGAAUUGUCAUCGACGUCGAUUAUUUUUGGAUAUGAUCCCAGAAAUUAUCGUCAAUUUUAGCCGCAAAUUUUUUCACGCGCACUUUUUGACUCCAAUUUUGGAGAUGGCAAACGACAAAGUGGCAAGUAUUAGAUUGCAAUUGUGUCAUAUGCUUUCAAAAAUAAAAGCAAAUUUGUAUUUGCCCCAGGAUGAGGAAAUAUUGCUACGUGUAGAAGGAAUUAUUCGUGAUUUGCUUUCCAAAGAGCAAAAUUCAUCAACGCGACAAUUAAUUCAAACGUAUGCAUGUGAAUUAUCUCGAGCUGAAACCCGAAACAAGAAUGAUAAAUCGGAUGAAUUGAAACAAAAAGCGGAGAAUGAGAUUUGGAAUCAGAAGGAAUUAACUGUCGAAGGAACAGACAGUAAUGCUUCAGAGAAAUGCCUGAGAAGUGAAAAAAGAAUUAAUGACAAAAACGAUGGUCACUUAGAUAAGGGUCCUUGGCGUACACAUAUACAACGUUCCAAAACGGCUAUUGUACGACCACAACCGCAAGUUGUUGUCACACAGCGUAGUCCAAGUCCAAUGCCACGUAACUUUAGGACUACUGUGGAAGAACGAAAAUCACGACUUCCAUUAGCUACCACACAAAACAACAGAUAUUUAGAUACAAAACAUAAAACAACAACAACAACAGCAUCACCAGCGACAUCUUCAGUCAGCAGGACCUUACCAUUAACAAGUCGCAGAGGUAGCACUCAGACGACAACCAAAUCUUCUCUUUCAACAGGUCGCAGAAGUUCAACAACUUCAGCUGGAAAACCUCCAACUGGUUUAAGUGCUGAUAACACAAAUGUUUUAAUAUCAUUGACAGCACGUCGCUCCUCAGCAACUACCGUGAUGUCGCGUUCGGUGUCAUCUUUAAAUGGAAAAGUUGGAUUAAUGCCAUCACAAUCCACCGACUCAGUCACAUUAUUUGGCCAAGGACUUAUGAAAGUUCGCAGUUUUUCAAAUAUAGCCAGGACACCAAGUCAUCUGAGUAUGAAAGUGAAAAGUAUUAAUUGA
Molecule: messenger RNA, 2481 nt
Organism: Brugia pahangi
Lineage: Eukaryota; Metazoa; Nematoda; Chromadorea; Rhabditida; Onchocercidae
Source: the annotation of a GenBank genome assembly